Messenger RNA from Drosophila rhopaloa, 1300 nucleotides. RefSeq names its product retinol-binding protein pinta. The record is from RefSeq and is a predicted model, not a curated record. NCBI's taxonomy places the organism in Eukaryota, Metazoa, Arthropoda, Insecta, Diptera, Drosophilidae. The coding region runs from base 42 to 1076 and encodes 344 amino acids. Gene Ontology annotation, molecular function: phosphatidylinositol bisphosphate binding. The transcript is spliced from 4 exons. Gene Ontology annotation, cellular component: membrane.
GUUAAAUCGGCUUAUGAUCAGGCAAAGUACGUUGAUUCCCCAUGUUACUCGUAUAUCAAUUUGGCAGUCGACGAGCUAUUUUCAAACGGGCACCGAGCGAGGGGAUUACUUUUACGAAUAUUUCCUGCCUCAGAAUGAGUUUGGUGCGGCCGUUAAAACCUGCAUUGAUGGCGAUUGCCAUCAGGGAGUUAAACGAGGUGCCCCAUCGGGUUCAGCAGGACAUCGAGGCUCUGAAGGAGUGGGUCUUGAAACAACCACAUCUGCGGGCCUGCACCGAAGACCAGUUCCUUCUAGCCUUUCUGCGCGGAACAAAGUUUAGCCUGGAACGGGCGAAAGAAAAGUUUGAUCGAUUCUACACGUUGCAGCGAUCCAUUCCCGAGGUCUUCAAUGAACGACGCCUGGCCACCGAUCCCCAGGUGCUGGAUAUUAUCAGGAUGGGAGUUCUCCUGCAAAUCCCCAUGGAUGUGGACGACCCGGGACCUUGCGUGACCAUUAUUCGAGCUGGGUCCUACGACACGACCAAGUACAAGUUCCAGGACAUAGUACGCGUUGGCUCUAUGUUUGGUGAGAUCAUGAUGUUCGAGGACGAGAACGCCACGAUCAGCGGUUAUGUGGAGAUUAUGGACAUGACUGGAGUUACGGGUGCCCACCUCUUUGCUCUCCAGCCGCAGUUGUUAAGUAAGUUUUCCAACUACGCGGAUGAGGCAAUGCCGACGCGCCAGAAAGGAAUUCACUUUAUCAAUGUCCCUGCGGCCUUCGAAACCGGUUUCAAUUCGUUGCGAUCUUUUUUUCCGGCAAAAAUCAAAAGUCGGAUUUCGGUGACCUCCGAUCCGGCGGCCAUAUUUGAAAUAGUGCGUCGCGAGUACUUACCCAAGGAGUACGGAGGAAUUGGCGGGAGCAUGCAGGACAUAAGCCGAACCAUGGAAGCGAAACUAUUCAGUUAUUCAUCCUACUUUCAGGAGUCCCUGAAUUUCGGCGCUGAUGAAAAGUUGCGCGAAUUUAGGGAUCACGUGCCGAAGAACCAUCGCUCCUCGUUUGGGGCUGUAGGUUCCUUUCGGAAACUGGAAUUCGACUGAAAUUGACAGGAGUUAGUCAAUAUCAACAGUUAAAUAUAAAUGCAAUUUUAAAAACUAUUUGCGUCAAUCUUAUCCAGAAAACCAUGUCAGGCAGUCACAACAACUAAAACAAAAUGGAUUAACAAACAUUAAGGUGAUUACUUCUGAACGAAAAGACUUCUAUAGGUGGUUUUAAGUGAAGCAAUAAACAUAUCUUAUCAAAAAAUGUGAUAUAAGAAUUUUGU